AUGACCCGGAACAAGUGGAAGAACCGGAAGGAGGUACGUGGAGUUGGGUUUGGGAGGUACGUUGAGUUAGGGCUACGAGAGAACGGGCGGGGCGGGGGGAGGUCGCAACUGGACAGCGCGGAGCUGGACGUUCUCGAAAAGGCAGUGCGCAUCCUGCACCUGCGCUACCGCUCCUGCCUGCGCCCGCUCACCAAGGGGCGCCUGCCCUCCGUGACCGAGUUAAAGGAGCUGAGAGUCAGCGCUGAGGCGCUGGGGGUGCGGUCUGCCUUGUUGUGCCUCGACAGAAUACCCAAGGGCGACCCCCGUCGCCUGGCCCUCUUUGCCUUCCGCACAUUCGCCCUGCGCGCCGAGCUGGACGCGGAGGCUCUGCGCGACCUAGAUGAGCCUCCCCCAGGCAACGCCUGGCCCGUCUCCUCCUACCGCGUCGGCACCCCGCGGCUCAGAGCCCUCCUAGAAGAUAUGGUAGAGGAGGUGGAGAGUCUAUGGAACGCCACGAAUAGGACUCUCUAUGAGGUUGCUAUAGUGCUUGCUCCGGUUCUGGCGCAAUAUGCGUUGCUGGGGAAGGCGGUGGGGAUGGCUAUGGAACAGUAUUAUGCGAGGUUGACUGUGAGGAAGCACGGGCGGGUGGUUAUGGCGGUGGGGGAUGAGAUUAUCCUGUGGGACGACGGUUUGGAAGAUGUUAGGGAGCUGUUUUUGGCGGAGAAGGCAGCGGAUGAGCAGCCGUUGGGGUCGGCUGUUAGGAUCGAUAGCAUGAAUGAUUACUCGUGGUUCGUUUCGUGGAAUGGGACGUCUGCGGUGGAUAAUAUCCCGAGUGAAGUUUCAGUGAAGAAACUGCUCCACUCGAUCGGGGCGCCGACGGCGCGGCUGGCGGGGUUGAGGGCGCGGGAUAAGGGGCUGCUGAUGGGUGUGACUGUACCGGAUGUGAGAAUAGAGGCGGAGAAACGGGUGCUGGCGCAGUUGCAAUGGGUGGUGGACGGUGGAGGGAAGCUGGAGAUUAAAGCCGCUCGGCCGCAGCACCAGGCGAUUAGUGGGGGCGUGGGGGAACGGGAGGUGAUCUCGAGGGGGAAGAGAGGGGCGGGAGGGGGAGCAGGGGCGGCGGCAGGGGGUGGUGCGGGAGGGGCGGCGGGGGCAGGGGGAGGGGGCGGAGGAGGGGGAGCGGGGGGAGCGUUGGGGGGAGGAGGAGGGGGGGAUGACAAAGCGCUGCUGAAGAGAUCGUUUGCCAAGAGGCUCGAGUCUCUGGAUUCAGGCAUGGACGAACCCGAGCCGGCACAUGAAAUACCCUAUGAGGACCUCGUAGAGGCAACCAAGAACUGGUCGGAGGACCUGCAGCUGGGGGAAGGGGGCUCUGCGGUUGUGUAUAAGGGCGUGGGGCCGGAUGGGGAGCUGUGGGCUGUGAAGAGGGGAAAGAAAGGGGGGUUGACGCGGCUUCAGGACUAUCACAGGGAGAUCGAGGCAGUUUCCAAGAUGCUUCACCCGAACCUGGUGCGCCUGAUGGGGUUCUGCCAUGAAAACGACGAGCAGGUGCUGGUCUACGAGUAUGUGGCCAAUGGCACGCUCAGACAACAUCUAUCCCCGUUACAAGGCGACACAGAGAAAGGGGUGCUGUCGUUCGAGCAGCGGAUAGAGGCGGCCGUGGGGGUGGCGGAGGCGCUGCUGUACCUGCACUCGUGCAAGCCUGUGCUCGUGCAUCGAGAUGUGAAGAGCCUUAACGUUUUCAUGGAUGAUGAUUUGCAGCCGAAGCUAGGAGAUUAUGGCAACCUCAAGUCGAUAGGAGACGAUGAAAGCGCCACCACACACACGCGCGUGGUGGGCACGCCCGGGUAUCUGGACCCACAGUACUGCCAGACGAGCUCGGUGUCCGUGUGGAGCGAUGUGUACAGUUUCGGAGUGGUCAUGCUGGAGCUCAUCACGGCCAAGCCGCCAGUGCUGAAAGAAGCUGACGACUCGGGGGAGAGAAUGGCGCUCGCCAAAUGGGCCACCCCUGCCAUAUGUGCGGGCAACCUAGACGCAGUAGUGGACCCCAAUCUAGCCCAGGCGUUCCCCCAGCAGCCCAUGCAGGCUUUCGCCAGCCUGGCAGCCAUGUGUGUGCAGCGGCAGCCCAAGGACAGACCCAGCAUGCAGGAGGUGGUGCGGAGACUCAAGGUCAUUCGCCAAGCAGCAGCAGCAGCAUCGGUCUCCUCUCCCCCGCCCAUCAACACUCGCUCCAACCCAUCACAAAAGGAGAUGGCAGCAUUGGCAAAGCUGCAGCACACGAAUCUGGCAGCGAUCCUGGGAUAUGCAGCAGACAAGGAGGACAUGCAAAUCGCCUACGACCUCCCUCCCAACUGCACGUGCCUCGAGAACUACCUCUUCCCAGAGGACGCAGAGGGCGAGUUCUUACCGCUGAGAGUGCGGCUCAAGGUAGCAGUGGGGAUCGCCAAGGGGUUGACGUUCCUGCACUCGAGUGCAGUGGUGCAUGGCAACCUGCUGUCGAGAAAUAUCAUGCUGGAUAAGAACUUUACGGUGCUGCUAACUGGCUAUGGUCUGGCGACCAUGCUAUCCAAGACAAGCACACGCAAGAACCUCAAAGGCCCGGACGGCAUGGCCAAGGACGCAUUCGACUAUGGUGUGGUGCUAUUUGAGCUCCUCACAGGCCGCAGGGGCGCGCUGGUGGCGGACAGGGAGGGCGCGGACGGGCUCAUCGCGUGGGCAGAGCCGCGGAUCGAGGAGUACGAGCUCAGCGCUGCUUGCACCGAGCCGACUAAACGCAUGGUGGUUCGGAUGUUAGAUGUUCUGGCCAAGGAGUGUGUUCAGGAGGACCCGAGAUGCCGGCCUACUAUGAAAGACCUGGUGGUUAGAUUAUACAGCCUGCAAGAGUCCCUGGCGUCGCAGUGA
Molecule: messenger RNA, 2874 nt
Organism: Closterium sp. Yama58-4
Lineage: Eukaryota; Viridiplantae; Streptophyta; Zygnematophyceae; Desmidiales; Closteriaceae
Source: the annotation of a GenBank genome assembly